AGCAGAUCAGAGUGCUACGUAACCUGUCUGUUAAUUAAUGAUAAGACGCUUCAUAAAGGACAGAGUAUUUUUGCCCGCAGUGAUUUUUUACAGCACAGCACUUGGCAGUCGGGUUUAGGAGGACGCACAAUGACGGAAACCAACGGUAUUCAGCUCAAAAACAUAACCCAUGCCAACGGAAAUGGCGUGGACAACCAGGCUUUUGAAAUCGAGGAGGACAACAUUUCUGAUACAGGGAGUGUCAAAAGGCGGACUAAAAAGACUAAAAAAGGAUUGGGAUCAUACAUAAGCCAAGUUUCCAAGCCGAUUAAUGCCACAGAGGAUUACAUCAAGGCUCACUCAAAAACCUUCAAAUAUGUUGUGCUGGGUAUACUUGGAGCAGGUUAUGUGGCGUACUUCAUUGCAGCCUGUGUAUUGGAUUUCCAGAGAGCCACUGGUCUUGUAGUCCUAACCAGUUUGGCUGUCGUUGCUACAUCCUAUGAACUUUUGAAGGAAUACAAGGGAGAAAGCAUCAGUCGGUGUUUCAGACCGGCAGUUAGAUGCUUUAAAUCUAACUUGAAAUGGAUAAAAUGGGUUUUCAUUUUAGCGGCUUUGGCCUUGUUUGUGGUGUGGCUUGUCUUGGACACGAGCAAGUAUCCUCAGCAGCUUAUCUCAUUUGGAGGUGUGUGCAUGUUCGUCGUGCUUAUAUUCCUCUUGUCAGCACACAGGACAGCGGUAUCAUGGAGGCCUGUGUUUUGGGGUCUUGGGAUGCAGUUCUGUAUUGGCCUUUUUGUUAUAAGAACACAACCUGGACUCAUAGCUUUCAAAUGGCUCGGACAACAAGUGCAGAUAUUCCUGAACUAUACCAAAGAAGGGUCAAUAUUUGUUUUUGGGGAUCUGCUAGCAGACAUUUUUGCCUUUCAAGCUUUGCCCAUUGUUGUGUUCUUCAGCAGUGUGAUGUCGAUUCUUUACUUUUUGGGGAUUAUGCAGUGGCUCAUUCUGAAGAUCUCAUGGGUUAUGCAGAUAACGAUGGGAACCUCUCCCACAGAGACCUUGAGUGUGGCAGGCAAUAUAUUUGUUGGGCAGACUGAGGCUCCGCUGCUGAUUCGCCCGUAUUUGAAAGACAUGACAAAAUCUGAGAUCCAUGCUGUUUUGACUGGUGGAUUUGCCACAAUUGCAGGCAGUGUCAUGGGGGCAUUCAUCUCAUUUGGGAUUGAUGCAUCUUCCUUGAUAUCAGCCUCUGUGAUGGCUGCACCUUGUGCCUUGGCCAUCUCCAAACUAUCUUACCCAGAGACAGAGGAGAGUCCCUUCAAGUCAGAGAAGAAUGUUAAAGUGUCUUGUGGAGAUGAACAGAACAUUCUGGAGGCUGCUAGCAGUGGAGCAUCUGCUUCAAUCGGUCUUGUUGCUAACAUCGCAGCAAAUUUGAUAGCCUUUCUUGCCAUCCUCGAGUUCAUAAAUAGCGCUUUGCGUUGGCUUGGAAGUAUGGUGGGAUAUCCUUUACUCACAUUUCAGCUGAUUUGCUCUUACGUGUUCAUGCCUGUGGCCUUUAUGAUGGGAGUACCAUAUGAUGACAGUUUCAUUGUGGCUGAACUAAUUGGCACAAAGCUCUUCGUCAACGAGUUUGUGGCUUAUGAGGAAUUAUCUAAACUGAAGGAAAACAGACGCAAUGGAAUUGAAGAAUCGAUAUCUAUUCGAUCAGAAAUAAUAACCACUUAUGCACUUUGUGGGUUUGCCAACUUCAGCUCGCUUGGUAUUGUGAUUGGAGGCCUUUCCUCCAUAUGCCCAUCCAGAAGAGCAGAUAUCUCAUCUCUGGUGUUGAGAGCUAUGCUCACUGGGACAUGUGUAUCUCUAGUCAAUGCUUGCAUUGCAGGGAUACUCUAUGUUUCUCCAAUUGACUGUGUGAACCUGUUCAACGUAUCUGCCUUCAAUGCCACAGAUGUAAAUAUACAAUCUUGCUGUGAAGACCUCUUUAAAAACACUGUAAACAAUGGGACCGUCUCAUUUGAAGGACUGUGGAGCACAGUAGAAAAUGCCACUGUGUUUUUCUCUAAAUGCUGUCAGUGUUGUGAUCUCUCUGCUGUGGACGUUUGUAAGUAGAGGAGAAAAAUACAUGCUGCAGUGUCUGUUUUUAUGCUGUACUUACAGUAAUUUUUCUCUCUGUGUUUUUAUAUUUUUGUCAUAGCUCAUGUAAAAAUGUAAAGUCUAUAUACAUACUAUGUUUUAAAGAUGAAUGUAACUUUCAUGUAUUAUAUUGUAAAUUAAUUCAGAUAUUGGUUUGUAUUUAAAUCCAAGGAUUAAAAGGAAACAGCUUCAGAAAAAUACCUCAGGAAAUAUUCAGGCAUCAACAGUUUCAUGAAUGUCAAUAUUUAAAAUUAAAUUGAGUAACUCAGUAAUUUCAUAAUGUUAUUGAUAAUUAUACACACAUACUGUCAUACUUUAUGAAAAAAUAAAAACCUAUGAAAACGUGAA
Molecule: messenger RNA, 2448 nt
Organism: Dicentrarchus labrax (European seabass)
Lineage: Eukaryota; Metazoa; Chordata; Actinopteri; Moronidae
Gene: slc28a1
Product: solute carrier family 28 member 1
Exons: 18
Coding region: 130-2076 (648 amino acids)
Biological process (GO): nucleoside transmembrane transport
Cellular component (GO): membrane
Molecular function (GO): nucleoside:sodium symporter activity
Source: RefSeq, a predicted model, not a curated record